This is a messenger RNA of Danaus chrysippus (African queen), 432 nucleotides long. The record is from the annotation of a GenBank genome assembly. Lineage: Eukaryota; Metazoa; Arthropoda; Insecta; Lepidoptera; Nymphalidae.
AUGAAGUGGAUAAAUUCUGCGGAAUACAAGAUACACCUCAUACGAUCCGGGACUAUCGUUAGGCGGUCAAUGCAUUUCUACGGUUACGAAAAUGCACCAUUUAAAUUUCUCGGUCGUAAGAUUGAUAAUAUAGGCCGUACUCCAUCUUUAGAAGGAAUAGUAGAUAGCUUUUUGAACGAUCUUAACAAGUUAGAUGCAGGCGUCAUAAAGAUGUUAAAGUUGUGGCUCGGGCUCGCUCUAACGGCUGAUUCAUCGGCGUUAUUUAGGGGAAGCAAUAGUUUUGGGAUGAGUCUAAAAAGGCCAUCGGAGCUCUAUAAACACCUAAGAGUUUCCAAGAGAUAUAUCCUGGGGAAAUCCCAUGAUGACAUAGUGACAUCGCUCCCAAAAGAUGAAGAUGCCCCCGAAAUGAUAAAUAUAAGAUCCAUGCAAUGA